CUUUGAACGAGUUGACCUGCAAAAUCUCAGCUGUGAAGCUAACCUUUGAAAAGCGCUCAAGAGAACUUCUACAAAACUUUAACAAAGAUUUUGGAUAUUUCAUCUCCAGUGGAAAGCCGAAGAGUCUUUAAAUAGCCUUCAGCGGACCACUCAUGGACCCGGGACACCUGCCGGUGGGAGUCGCUCCUCCGAAACAGUGUUCAGACACUGUGUCCAACGUCCCCGCGCAGCCUGCAGGAGAUGGCGUCCCCGCUGUCGUCAGGACUGUCCGCGCUGACCAGGAUCGCCGUCUCCCAGUCGUCUCCAUUCCUGGCGUGGCGAAAGGUAAGUAUGGAAUUCCUUUAGCAGGUAAGGCUGGGGGCAGUCCCCCAGUCUUUGACGAUGACAUCGAACACCUCAUGGACGUCGACGUCAGCGAUGACGAGGAGGAUGAUGACUUCAUGGACUGGACUGAUGACCAUGGACACCCAGAAACCGAUGACAGCAUGGACUGGACUGACGCUGGAAACGAUGAAGACUCCAGACCUCGCUCCUCUCUCGUGAAGCACCUCCCAGGGUGUCCACCAGUCCCCACCGGUCCACCCGCUCCUGCUCGUCCUCCUGCUGGACCGCCUGUCCCCAUCCGUCUACCUGCUCGUCCUCCUGCUGGAACGCCUGUCCGUCCUUCUGCUGGACUGCCUGUCCCCAUCCAUCCGCCCGUUCCUGCUCGUCCUCCUGCUGGACCGCCUGUCCGUCCUUCUGCUGGACCGCCUGUCCGUCCUUCUGCUGGACCGCCUGUCCCCAUCCGUCCGCACGUUCCUGCUCGUCCUCCUGCUGGACCGCCUGUCCGUCCUUCUGCUGGACCGCCUGUCUCCAUCCGUCCGCCCGUUCCUGCUCGUCCUCCUGCUGGACCGCCUGUUCCUGCUGGUCCUUCUGUCUCCACUCCAGAAGAGUCUGCUCCAUUCACCUCAGGCCUGGGCCCCUACUCGAAGAGUAUCAGGAAGAAGAGUGCUGCUGCACAGGACGUUGUGAAGAGGACCAGGGAGGAGAGUGCUGCUGCACAGGACGUUGUGAAGAGGACCAGGGAGGAGAGUGCUGCUGCACAGGACGGUGCGAAGAGGACCAGGAAGGAGAGUGCUGCUGCACAGGACGUUGUGAAGAGGACCAGGAAGAAGAGUGCUGCUGCACAGGACGUUGUGAAGAGGACCAGGGAGGAGAGUGCUGCUGCACAGGACGUUGUGAAGAGGACCAGGGACGAGAGUGCUGCUGCAGAGGACAUUUUGAAGAGGACACAGGAAGUUUUGAAGACGACCAGGGAGAAGAUUGUUGCUGCACUGAACGGUGUGAAGAGGACCGGGGAGGAGAGUGCUGCUGCACAGGACGGUGCGAAGAGGACUAGGGAGGAGAGUGCUGCUGCACAGGACGGUGCGAAGAGGCAGAGGAGGGUUACCAAGACAUCGACGACAAGCAGCCUGCCACCUCCG
Messenger RNA from Labrus bergylta (ballan wrasse), 1463 nucleotides. Lineage: Eukaryota; Metazoa; Chordata; Actinopteri; Labriformes; Labridae. The record is from RefSeq and is a predicted model, not a curated record.